UUCCUGGACAAAUAUUUCCGAGACCCGAACUGUCCCUCGCUCAUCUCGCCCUCUCUCUCACUUGGUCUCUCUCUUCCCGUAGCCUUCCUCCUCAUCCUCUCUCUCUUCCCAACCCAAACCUUAAUCCUCCUCCACUCCAGCCGACUCUCCUUCUCAGCUCAGCUCGCACAAGGCUUUCCCGCCCAAUCGCCCAUCAGUUUCUCCGACCGCCGCUCGAUUUAGUUCAUGUGAUAUCUGGUGUUAAACCGAUGAAAAAGAAGUUCAUAAUGGAACUUCAGAAGGAUCAGAACGUCGUAGCAAUGGUUGGUGAUGGAAUUGAUGCUGCAGCAUUGGCUUCAUCGCAUGUUGGAAUUGCCAUGGGUGGUGGUGUUGGAGUUGCUAGUGAGGUGUCUUCUAUUGUGCUAUUGGGCAACAGACUUUCACAGUUACUUGAUGCCUUGGAGCUGAGCAGGCUAACUAUGAAGACUGUGAAGCAAAAUCCUGAUGUCCGGUCUUCAAAUCCUGAUGUCAGCACUUGAUCUUGCUCCACCCUUGACCUCCCAGCCACUUCGCCCAGUCGAUACCCAGUAGCUUGAUGUAUCAAACCUAGAAGAUAGUUAUUGUAGUUUUUUCUAUUUUUGUUCGGACAUCUUGUAUGUACAUUUUCAUACGCAGAGCUUUGUGCGACGCAACCUAAUUCUUCGUUGCGCAAAUUGUUUUUUUUUAAUAGUAUGUACAUUUUCAUAUAUUUUACAAUUAAAUACUUUUGCUUGGUUAA
Malus domestica (apple) is the source of this 757-nucleotide messenger RNA. The record is from RefSeq and is a predicted model, not a curated record. NCBI's taxonomy places the organism in Eukaryota, Viridiplantae, Streptophyta, Magnoliopsida, Rosales, Rosaceae.